Molecule: messenger RNA, 1020 nt
Organism: Penicillium daleae
Lineage: Eukaryota; Fungi; Ascomycota; Eurotiomycetes; Eurotiales; Aspergillaceae
Product: SDR family oxidoreductase
Exons: 2
Coding region: 1-1020 (339 amino acids)
Molecular function (GO): oxidoreductase activity, acting on the CH-OH group of donors, NAD or NADP as acceptor
Source: RefSeq, a predicted model, not a curated record
AUGUCAGCUUCAACGAUCUUAGUCACUGGCGUGUCCGGGUACAUCGCAACCCAUGUUGCGAAGAGCUUUAUCUCCCACGGUUAUCGUGUUCGUGGCACAGUACGCAACCAGGAAACAGCUGAGAAAGUCCGAGAAACAUUUUCCCAAACGCCUGGCUGCAUUGAGAUUGUAAUUGUUCCCGACAUUGCGAAAAAGGAUGCCUUCAAUGAAGCCGUCCGGGACGUUGAUGGCGUUGUCCACACUGCUUCCCCAUUCUUCUAUAAAGUAAGCGACUUUGACAAAGACAUGCGAGAGCCUGCAGUAAACGGAACACUUGGGCUUCUGAAGGCUGUCAAAUCAUUCAACUCGAAGGUCAAACGCGUGGUGAUCACUUCAUCUUUUGUUGCCAUGCAGGACUUUUCGAAGGGUCACCGUCCUGGAUAUAUCUAUACAGAAAAAGACUGGAACCCCGUUGACUUGGACAUGGCUUACAAGUAUCCAAGUUUAGGAUACGUGGCAUCGAAAACUCUUGCAGAACGAGCGGCUUGGGAUUUCGUUCGAACGGAAAGACCAAAUUUCACGCUUGCCACAAUCAACCCGCCGAUGGUCUAUGGCCCUGUUGCACACACAGCCACGCUCAAGUCUCUGAACCAAUCUGUGCUUGAUAUUUGGCAGCUCAUGAGUGGCCAGGCAAAGAAGGUCCCCUCUACUAGUGUCCCACUUUUUGUCGACGUUCGCGACUGUGCUAAAGCACAUGUCCGAGCAUUCGAGAGUUUUAACGGUGGCCGAUUUAUUCCUGUUUCUGGAUCCUUUUCCUUUAAAGAUAUCUGUAGUAUCUUACAGGAAGAAUUUCCGGAAUACGCAGACCUAGUGCCAAAUCCAGGGCCUCCGGACGCGUCUGAAACGUUUGGUAUCGAUAAUAGCCUUUCGAAAAAGGAGCUUCAGAUGAGUUUUGAGCGUUCGCUUCGGGAAACAAUUAAGGAUACCGCCCGCAGCUUGGAUCAAAUUGCAAAAAGGAAGGUGCAUCCUGAGAAACUAUGA